AUGAAUGAUUCUAGGCAGCAGUCACUGUUCUUCAUCACACUUCCAGAUUUACACAAACUCUGUGCUAUCAGGAUAAUAUUGAAUAAUGGUGUGGCAGAUACUGCGAUUAGGAGUACACAAAUGAAGAUGUGCAGGCAAUUGCUACUUUUGCAUCAAGAUAUUCUUACAUCACCUGUGCCUGGAGUAUUAAACCAAAUUUGGGUGGUGAUGGCGAUAGCAUUUUAUAAAGCUGGAAAACUUAAUGCCUAUAUUGAAAAAUUUGGAGCUAAGAUGGAGGCUCCACAAAGAGUAAUUCCUGUAAUUCUUGAAAACUGCCUUUCAUAUUCAUUCGUGGCUAGACUUGCUCCAUCCUGGAACAGAACUGGCCAUCUCUUGGUACAAGGAAGAGAUUUUCUUUCUCAGAUGGGAAAGCAAAAUGCUGUUGUAUUAGACAUCAAUGUAACAGAAACUCAAGUUUGUCUAAGUAUAGAAGCUUGCACAGUCAGACUGCCACCACCUGAGCUAAAAGAGUUCGAUAUUUCUCAGAGUGUUAUAAAGGAUUUUUAUACUAACAAGAAUGCUGUCAUUGAGAGACAUUCCAUUUUAAGCAACUGGUGCUACGUUUUGCCAAGUAUGAAAAUGGGACAAAUAAUAAGUAUUCUUCAUACCACUCCCCCUGACUGUCCUUAUCACACAUAUGAAGAUUUUCAGACGUACUGGAAUGACCUGUAUGGCUGUAAACUUCCAGAUUGUGGAAAUGUUGAAAUAUACUGCAGCAUCUCCUUCAAAAUGAUCAGAGAAAGGACUUUCUCAUACCCUCUCAGUUGCAUCAGAAGUCAGCCAGUACAGUUCUUUCCAAGGGUAGAUUUGGAAGGUGUCUUGAGAACUUUUCUUUCAGAUUUAAAAUCUAAACUGCCCCAUAUAUGUGGAUUUCCCAUAAAGAUGACAAAUAAACCAUGCUACUACACACAAGAACUAACUAAACCUCAUAUACAGGAAAACAAAAUCAAGCCACCCAAUUUGACCACUAAAAAAAUGUUCAGGGCUUCUUUGACUCAAGCCACUUCCACAAAACCUGCCUUGGCUGAAAGUCUUCUACCAUGUUUAGUAGCAGGAGGCCACAAGGUGGAGCUUUCGGCCAGCCAGCCAAAGUCAGGAGUUUUCUCAGCUCUGCAUCUCCAGCCAGAGUCUGUCCAGAGUAGAAAGAAAUCCCUGUCUAAUAAGGUACCACAGGUACAUUUGGAAGUAUUAAAACCCAACAAAGGAAAUACUCAAGUUCAACAUACAAAUCUUAGCUCUCAGAGUAACAUCACCCCUAAAUUCAUACCAAUUUUCAAAAAUAGAUUGUUACAGACGAACAAAAAUAUCUCAGCACUUGGCAACCUCAAAGGAAAACAGCAUGUUGUUACAGAAUCUGAAUCGUUUUCACUUAAAACUAGUAUGAUACGGGAUGACAAACUUAAUGUAGAUCCAGCCAUUAAAAAAAGAUCUAAUAGUAACAUUCAGAUGCAUGCUAGAAAUUUAAAUCAGAAGAGUUCCAGACCUCUACAAGAAAAAAAUACUGAGUUCUAUGAAAAUAUGACAAAGUAUCUGUCUUCAACUGUGAGUUUAAAUGAAAGCAAACUGUCUAAUAGUGCAGUAGUUCAGAUGUCAAAUAACAAUUUAGGUGUGAUAAAAAGUGCUGCCGACUUCCCAGGGAAUGGAAAAGAAAACUUGACAAGCAAAUUUAUAAAACAAGUUUUAGGGAAAGGCUACGAGUCAUUAAAACUGAAAAGACAACCACACAUUUUUGAAUCAGAUACAGAAACAGAAACAGAAGAACCCCAACUACUGCAGCAACGAUCAGCAGAUCAAACUAAAGUUGAUGUAAGUGACCACAGGUUGAUAGUAAACAGAACAGCCCACAGGUCUAAAGGAAAACUAUGCCCACAGUCUUCGAGAACUUCAAAGAAGCAUCAUUUCAAUACUGCCCAUUAUGGGCAAUCCAGUUCAUCUAAGGACCAGAUACAUGAUUUAGAUAAAUCAAAACUUAAGAAAUCUCUCAUUAUGCGUUAA
Messenger RNA from Galeopterus variegatus (Sunda flying lemur), 2034 nucleotides. RefSeq names its product chromosome unknown open reading frame, human C18orf63. Bases 1 to 2034 code for a protein of 677 amino acids. The transcript is spliced from 12 exons. The record is from RefSeq and is a predicted model, not a curated record. NCBI's taxonomy places the organism in Eukaryota, Metazoa, Chordata, Mammalia, Dermoptera, Cynocephalidae.